UUCAACGAUAUCUUACUGAAAACUGCUGAUGAACAAAGGGUGGGUUAUAUCAGAUGCUUCUCAUCUUCAUGUUUUGCGUGGCGCUGUAUUAAUCGGUAAUAUUUGAUCGACACACCAGUGACCCGAAUUUGGUGUCAUUUGGCUAGUAUCUGUUGAAUGAUGUCCUGGUUUAGGUCUCGAAUAGAAUCUACAUUCUAACUGCUGCCUUAGUUAUAUGGGUAAUUGGAUAUGAUACGUAUGACGGGUGUCACAUCCUUGGGUAAUGUCCUGUUGCUUCCAAUUAAGAUUCUAGAGGCUCAUUUUGAUGUUAAUAUUUGAAGUUGUUAACAACCGGCAGGUUUCUCGUGAUGCCGAGACCGGGAUCAGUCGAGGAUGUGGUUUUGUUACGAUGCGUUCGCUUGCAGAAGCUAGAACAGCCAUCAAUGCUCUCGAUGGAUUUGACCUGGAUGGCCGCGAGAUGUUUGUAAAACUAGCGGCUCACGUCGUUGCUAGUAGAAGAAAUCCCGGCGGCCUGUCCCAUACACCACCCAUGAAGGACCAUAUAUUUGAAAGUCGAUACAAGAUCUAUGUUGGCAACCUUGCAUGGUCUGUUCAACCUCAACACUUGAGGGAACACUUUACUAAGUGUGGAACUGUUGUUAGUACAAGACUGCUGACAGAUCGCAAAGGAGGGAGAAGUCGUGUAUAUGGAUUCCUUUCGUUUUCUUCAGCCGAAGAGCUUGAGGCUGCUCUGCAGCUUAACAAUACGGAAUUUCAUGGACGGGAUAUCAUUGUCAGAGAAGCUCAUGUAAAAUCGCCAGAUACGCUAAGCCAAACCCUUGAGAGUUAGACAUGAAAGCUACCGUAUUUAUUUUUGUCUGGCUUAUUUGCCAAUUGAGUUCAUUGUUCAGGCACAGUCUGCGCAAGCGCAACUAAGUAGCUAACAUCUUCUGUAAGUACGGAGUAAUGGAGUGUGAUGUACCAUUGCAAUUUUGCCGGAACACAAUCAUUGACAUGAAUCGACUGACUGGGUUGAACCA
Messenger RNA from Hordeum vulgare subsp. vulgare (domesticated barley), 1019 nucleotides. RefSeq names its product 28 kDa ribonucleoprotein, chloroplastic. NCBI's taxonomy places the organism in Eukaryota, Viridiplantae, Streptophyta, Magnoliopsida, Poales, Poaceae. Gene Ontology annotation, molecular function: mRNA binding. Bases 305 to 829 code for a protein of 174 amino acids. Gene Ontology annotation, cellular component: cytosol. The record is from RefSeq and is a predicted model, not a curated record. The transcript is spliced from 3 exons.